GCCGCCUCUGUGUGGUCCGCCUCCCGCUUGUUGCUGGGGGUGCUUUCAAGAGUGGUCACUUUGUUUGGUAGUAUGUCGGUCGGGCACCAAGCUCAACAUGGUUCGUGUCAUUCCACUUUUUGGUCCUUACUCGGACGUUUUACUCACCAGCGCAACAUACCUACCUACCCACCCACACCCUCCUCGGCAUCAGGUGAACCUGUGUUCCAGCAUGUCAGCUUGUCCAGGCUAAUAAGAGCGUCGUACACUGGUCCAGACGUUCCCAUGUGGGGGCACGAGUGGUUACAGGUGCCCCCAUGUCGCCUUGUUAUUUAAAGAGAGACGCGUGUCAGCACGAAGCAAGCCGCAUGCCCCAUGGGAUGUAGACAUCAUGUCCCGAAAGCUUCUGUGCAGCUUCACCUUCCGCCUCAAGCUCUUUUCCCGCCUGCCUUCCAUUUGACUUCCGUCUUCCGUCGCACGGAGCUUGCUGGGAGACAGCUGCCACCAGUCGAACGUUUCGUCUGACGCUCCAUGACGUCGGGUCGCCCGGCCUAACGAAAGAGCGAGUGAUCGGGAACAACAAAGUCGACAGUUGCACUUGCACUUUUGUGGUCACCGCUUCAUCCGGAAGCCUCCACUCUCACUCCCUCUCCAUCAUCCACCCACCAAGCCUCUCGGCUGAAGGAAGGAACAUAGCUUCAAGUCCUGCACUUUAGAGCUCUGGUCCUCUACGCACAAGGAGCGCUGGUCGCACACCGGGCGUUGGUCACUUCUCUUAACGGCAUAAACCUUACUGCAUCACAAGGCAGCUGGAGACGUACGGUUACGCUAGGCACAUAGCUGUGCUUGCUGAGCCACGCCUGCCGCCAGGAGCCUGGAUUCGACGAUGCGCAGAGCCAAACAGUCCCUCAUUCAAAUUAGGUACCUCUAGACAGUUACGCAACAAGCAAACACCAGAACGACAGCAGCUCCAAAGUAGAGGUGCCGGCACCUUUCAGCACGUCUCCAGCACCCUUUCAAGCCUUUGAGUAAUGCAAUAUACCCCUUCUUGCAGCCAGCAGAAUCAAGAAUAACACCUCGGCGGACAUCAUUCGGUCACGUCGGCCCACCAACAUCACCUUCUCAGCGGAACAAAUUCACAAGAUCCUUAGCUCAGUCUAGGAUCGCAUUCAUCCAUCUUCAAGCAAACAUGGCGCUCCCUUUCACCACCUCCCAAGACCCCGAUAGCAUCAAUGGCAGACUUAGGCGCCUCAUGUCCCGGAAACGGGUCCGAAGCAAGAAGGAAGACAAGAGAAGGGCAGUAGAGUCGCCGGUACCAACUACCCCCAUCGUGGCUCUCGCCAAAAGAUAUGAUCCCUGCUCUUUCAGGACCCGACUCGCCGACGCAGGAAUCGCUCCCGAGCUUGGUCAAUUUAUGGCCAACCAUCUGGUAGCAACCACAACAACAACAACCCCCAAGGCAUCCAAUGGAUGCGUGGCGGUUGAGCGAUCCCUGGGAAGGCCCGACGAAGUGCCGCCCACACCCCUUCGCGCUACUCUGAGAGUCAGUUCGCGGACGCUACGGUCCCGCAAGCGAAGCCGACAAGAAGAUGAUGACGGCUACACACCGUCCGCGUCUACCAAGAUCAUCACGGUACCCAGCAGCAUCUUGAUAGUUCCCUCAGACGAAGAUGGCAGCGACAGUUUGGCGCCAACACCCCUCUCCCCUGGCUUUGACUUGGUCGACAUUGCCUUUUCGACCGUGGAAGAGUUCGAGGACACGGAAAUGGUUUCUUGGAACGACCGGCGACGGGAUAGCGGGCCCAUCAACUUCGACGCCAACAUGUCGACAAUGCGCAUGCCCUUUUCCUAUCAGCACCCGCGAGGGACGAGGAGAAGUGUGGUAGACAUGGUGGUGACCACCGACUCAGCAGGAUUCGCGUCAGAUGAGUGGUCUGUCAUUGCAGACGCAUCCAUGAUCCCAACCUUCGGACCCAGCGAUGUCAUGAAGCAACCGAUUCAUCAGGCCAUCGUUAGGAGCUUUGUCUCUAGGUGUAGGGCAGCCAAGCGGAGAAUGAUGACUUCUCGACGGCACGUAUCAUGUCGACACAGCUCGACGGACAUGACUGCUGGCCAGCGUGCCUCGGUUGGUGCGGUGCACUGAUGAUGGGAAGGGGGGUGUGGGGGUCCCUCAGGAUGACGAAAUGAGCUCUGGGAUGGUGGCAUGUGUGGAUUGUAGAGAUGCAAAUGCUCCGGCGGCCGGUUGAUGAAAAAAACCAGUUAUAGGUCAAGAUAUUGGCCUCGAGGGAGAUGUAUCGCUUUUCUUUUUUCCUUCUUUCUUUCUUUUUUUUUUUUUCUUUUCUUUUCCAGGAUAGAGAACUGCAUAUGGCAUGAAGUAUGUAGCAGGUAACACCGUGCUGCUAUCGAGGAAUUGUCUUGUCGACUCCACUGCCUUACAGCAAACGAUGUCCAGAAAACUGACAAUUGAAUCGCUUCGUCAUAUCUG
This is a messenger RNA of Neurospora crassa OR74A, 2464 nucleotides long. RefSeq lists its product as hypothetical. NCBI's taxonomy places the organism in Eukaryota, Fungi, Ascomycota, Sordariomycetes, Sordariales, Sordariaceae. The transcript has a single exon. Bases 1169 to 2122 code for a protein of 317 amino acids. The record is from RefSeq and is a predicted model, not a curated record.